Molecule: messenger RNA, 4420 nt
Organism: Equus caballus (horse)
Lineage: Eukaryota; Metazoa; Chordata; Mammalia; Perissodactyla; Equidae
Source: RefSeq, a predicted model, not a curated record
ACACUACAUCAUGAGUGACAGUAAAUGUGAUAGUCAGUUUUACAGUGUGCAAGUGGCAGACUCAACUUUCACUGUCCUGAAACGUUACCAACAGUUGAAACCUAUUGGCUCUGGAGCCCAAGGAAUUGUGUGGCGCCGUCAUUGCAGUGCCUUGCCCUUCAUUGGCAGGAUGAGGCCAGUCAGUGUCAUUAUCACCUCAUGGAUUAACCAGGAAGGGAUGCUGUGUGAGGGGUUGGGCUGGCCGUCUCUUCCUUGGUGUCUCACUUCAACUAUGUGUCCAGCCCAGGACGUCAGAACCGUUGGUCUGACCCUGAACCUUAGUCUCUUGCAUGGUAAGACAGUCAGCUGCCGCGACAUCACUGGCCAGCUAAAGUGCUGCUUUUGAUACAGUUCUUGGGGUAAAUGUUGCAGUCAAGAAACUAAGCCGUCCUUUUCAGAAUCAAACUCAUGCAAAGAGAGCUUAUCGUGAACUCGUCCUCUUAAAAUGUGUCAAUCAUAAAAAUAUAAUUAGUUUGUUAAAUGUGUUUACACCACAAAAAACUCUUGAAGAAUUUCAAGAUGUGUAUUUGGUGAUGGAAUUAAUGGAUGCUAACUUAUGUCAGGUUAUUCAUAUGGAGUUGGACCAUGAAAGAAUGUCCUACCUUCUUUACCAGAUGCUCUGUGGUAUUAAACAUCUGCAUUCAGCUGGUAUAAUUCAUAGAGAUUUGAAACCUAGCAACAUCGUAGUGAAAUCAGACUGCACCCUUAAGAUCCUUGACUUCGGCCUGGCCCGGACAGCAUGCACCAACUUUAUGAUGACCCCCUAUGUGGUAACGCGGUAUUAUCGGGCACCAGAAGUCAUCCUGGGCAUGGGCUACAAGGAGAACGUUGAUAUCUGGUCAGUGGGUUGCAUCAUGGGAGAGCUGGUGAAAGGUUGUGUGCUAUUCCAAGGCACGGACCAUAUUGAUCAGUGGAAUAAAGUUAUUGAGCAGCUGGGAACACCGUCCGCAGAUUUCAUGAAGAAACUUCAGCCAACUGUGAGGAAUUACGUAGAAAACAGACCCAAGUAUCCUGGAAUCAAAUUUGAAGAACUCUUUCCAGAUUGGAUAUUCCCAUCAGAAUCGGAACGAGACAAAAUAAAAACAAGUCAAGCCAGAGACUUGUUAUCAAAGAUGUUAGUGAUCGACCCCGACAGGCGGAUCUCUGUGGACGAGGCCCUGCGUCACCCCUACAUCACGGUUUGGUAUGACCCUGCAGAGGCAGAGGCGCCACCACCUCAAAUUUAUGAUGCCCAGUUGGAAGAAAGAGAACAUGCAAUUGAAGAAUGGAAAGAGCUAAUUUACAAAGAAGUAAUGGAUUGGGAAGAAAGGAGCAAGAAUGGUGUUGUGAAAGAUCAGCCUUCAGAUGCAGCAGUAAGCAGCAACGCCACUCCUUCUCGGUCAUCAUCUAUCAAUGACAUUUCAUCCAUGUCUACUGAGCAGACCCUGGCCUCAGACACAGACAGCAGUCUCGACGCCUCAACCGGGCCCCUUGAAGGUUGUCGAUGAUAAGUUAGAAACAGCAAGCAUGUCGCCAUUGAAGGAACUCUCACUUCCAUAGGCCUGAAAUGCUUGGGAGUUGAUGGAACCAAACAGAAAAACUCCAUGUUCUGCAUGUAAGAAACACGAUUCCUUGCCCUUGCUCAGUUCUCAUAGGAUUGUCUGCUUAGACUAUAAAGUGAAGCAGGUUAUGUCUGAAUAAGAAAAGUGCAAGCCACACUGUUAGAGAUUUUUUUCAACGCCAUUUCAGGUGAGCAACUAGGAUAGAUGAAUUUUUUAAAAAGUUGUACGGUAAUAGUAGUGACAGUUUCUCAUCCUCAGUAACUGUUGGGACUUACAUGCAUGUGACCACAAGUGUGUCCUUGGACUCACCAUCUAGCAUUUUGGAAAUCAGUAUUUAAAUGCCAAAUAAUCUUCCAAGUAGUGCUGCUUCUAGACUUAUCUCGUAAUCCUAAGUAAUUUGAUAUCUGUCCAGAAAAAUAGAUUUAUGUGUAUUAAUUGACCACAUCAUAUUAUCAUAUCCUACCUUCUUUUAUGGUAUGAUUUAGUCUAUCUUUUGUAUUUCAGAAGGAGUAUAAUUAAAUCUAUUUAAUAAACAAAAUAUAUAACUUUCCUUAAAUUUGUCAUGUUUUAGGCUGAGAAUUAUCACUGCUAAAACCAAGACACUUUGUUUUCUCUAAGUUGGUUUAGUCCGAAUGAUUGUACAUUCAGCUUUACUGCAUGAUAAAACCUUAAGUUUUGUUUUUUGCUGCUUAAGACAUAUAUACCUUUAAAAUCCUAUCUGUCCUAUCCCUUUUCUCUUGGUUUUCUGGACUUAUUAAUUUAAAAUGCUACCUAGAACUUCACCUUCUCUGUUAGCCACCUGAUACUCCAUGUCAAUAAUAUGAUGGCAGAUGGAUUCCUGAGUCCAUUACCUGCUGUUGUAGCAGAAUUUUAGAGUGACCACUAAAGGUGAUGGCAGUCACUCACCAGGUGCUCGCUUUGCCAAGGCUGGCUGGGACCCUUCCUUAGCAUCUGUCACGUGGGGUAGGGUAUGUGAUGUCCCAUGGCAGCAUUUCCCUUUGCCCACACAGCAGGCUUGCUGGAUUUUCUUUCUUUAUGAAAGAACCCACGUAACUCCCGCUUUCGUCUGUUUUAGGAGGCAAGGCUGAUUCAGAAUGCCUGUUUGUUGUUGUUUUCCACUCUGUGGAGGCAUUUACUUUUCCUAAAGGAAAUCCAUGAAUGUUCUGGGGAAAGAGUAGUGAUUAGCUAUUGAAUGUUUUCUGAUUUAAAACUGCUCACCUGAAAUUGAUCCUUUCAGACUCACUGAUAUGGAAAUAAUUUGGCAGUCACUAGGAUACUGAGUAAUAAUGUCCCUGCAGGAGUGGAGAACAGUGGCCACAUCUUGGCUACUUGUACUCAUAAGCUUUCUCCUUGAGCUCAUUCUGUUACAGAUUCAUAUCUUGUGUUUAGUUAUUUUGGAAGCUAUUGGAUCAACAUUGUUCACAUUUUAUAGAAUGUGUUCUGAAGAGGAACUUUGAUAAGAAAGUUUAUUAUAAAUAUUACCUAAAAUAUAUGAAUCUCUCUGCACCAGUUGUAUCUUGUUGGUUGGUCUCAUCACUGGAAACUGGAACCCUUGAUGAACAAAAUUAAUACUGAAAUAAUAAAUAGUUUUAUAUUGUGAGGUUUAGACACAUUCAAAUACAAGAUGGAAAUACUAACUUGGAUUGAGGCUGAAACACCUGUCCUAUGGCUUGGGAUUAUUUUGGUUUUAGAGGCCUGAUGGUGUGGUGAGGAAAGUUAUCGGUAUACGUACAUAAACAUCUUAAAAUGGCCAUCUCUCUAAUAUACAUGCUUUAAGAAGACUUUACUAAACCUGUCUUUAAAAAGAAAAACAAAGAAAGGGCAGAAUUUUAAAAAUGCUUUCUCUGCCCGAGGCUUAUGGAAAGGCAGCGCAAGGGUGCCGAGGGCACAUCGAGGCCCUGCUUUCCAGGCGCCAUUUGUGAGCAGAGCCAGGAGCCCCGUCCAUGGGCUUCCAGCCACUCGUUCCUCUCUGCGUUCAUGGAUGGAGCCCGUGGCCGUGUGCACAGGUUUCCUACCCAGACCAGCUUCCAUCAGGCAGCAGCAGAUGCCCCUAGGACAGGCCGCAGGCUGCAGAUGACAGAGCUCCAUAGAAAUGCCUCACCCAGUCCAGGGUCCUCCUCCUGAGCCGAGAUGUGCCAGGUCCUGGUGCAGUGCAGAUGGUUUCAGACUGCUCUCUGUGGUGAAUGCUGAUGUCAGAUAAAGAACUGAAAAUGUACUCAACUUUUUCAUCUUUUCUAUUUUAUUUUUGUAAUUUAUAUGGUACACAACCCCGGAAGUAACUAUUUUGAACGCAUAUUUUUAUAAACCAGGUAAUUUAUUAUUAGCCUGGAAUUUGGACUAGGUUUGUUUUGUUCAUUGGCUUAGUUUUCAGUCAAAAAGGAAAUGACUGCCUCCCCUCUGUCGGGUCUUGAUUUCAAGUGCAGGUUCCGGAGAGCAGACAGAGUCUCCCAGAGCGGGAGAGCAGGCUAGAAACACACACUGCUCGGUGUGGGUCGGCUGUGGCCACAGAGAUGGAAGUAGGGCUCUGUUCUUAUCUUUGGGACGCAAAACUCAGAGCCGUAGUGCUGAAAGGAGAUCCCCUCGCAGGCCCCUUCCUGACACCCAGAGUUGUGGUUGAAACACUGAAUGGGAUGCUGGUUUAAUCCAGAUCUGAUGCUGUGCAAGUCGGGGUGUUCACCUGGUUGGUCCCCAGCGUGACUCCUCUGCAUUUCAUACUGGCGGUGAAUACAGCGUGACCUUUCGGAUUGCAUAUCUCAAAAGUAACAUUGCCUAAUGUUUUAUAAUAAAAUAUAUUAUAUGUGUUUUGAUUGGUGAAAAUAAUACAGAUACAUUUUAAAAGA